AUGGUUAGAAUACUCGAGCCUGUACCUACACAACCAGUACAAGCGCCGCCAAGGAAGGAAGACAAUACGACUCGAACAGUCCUCAUAAUUACCAUUCCACUUGCUUUAUGUCUAAUACUAGCUCUUUCCAUUCUGACCUUCCUAAGAUUGAAACAAAACCAUAAACGAAGUGAGAAACUUGAAAUUGGUCAAGCGGACGAUGAGAUUAUUACUGUUGAAUACUUAAAAGAUAAGAGGCAAGGUGGUUUUGGUGCCAUUUACAAGCAAGGACUCUUGAAUGGAAACGAAACUGCAGUGAAAAUGUUGUCGAGGGAUUCAGAUUAUGACGAUUGUCGUGUAGUUGAUGCAAAUCAUGAGGAAAGCCUGGUCAAAAAUAUAAAAGAAGAGUGCAUGAAAGAAUGCAAAGAAAUGUACUCGCAACAAAUGAAAUCAUUUGGAGAUCAGCUCACUAUUAUGAACUCUCAAAUUGAUUUUCUGCAAUCUCAGUUAGCUUGA
Molecule: messenger RNA, 495 nt
Organism: Fraxinus pennsylvanica
Lineage: Eukaryota; Viridiplantae; Streptophyta; Magnoliopsida; Lamiales; Oleaceae
Source: the annotation of a GenBank genome assembly